Messenger RNA from Fusarium sp. VM40, 969 nucleotides. Lineage: Eukaryota; Fungi; Ascomycota; Sordariomycetes; Hypocreales; Nectriaceae. The record is from the annotation of a GenBank genome assembly.
AUGUCAUCAAUCAUUACAGUCACCAUCGUCGGCUGCGGCGCAAUCGGCGCAUCAUGGGCCGCCCUCUUCAUCGCCCAAGGCCUCAAAGUAAAAGCCUUUGACAUCAACCCCACCGCAGAGACCUACCUGCGCAACUUCAUCCGCGACGCCCUACCCGUCCUCUCCUCAAUCGGCUUGGUGAAAAACACAAACGCCAAACCAGAAGAUGUCAUCUUCACCACCAGCUUGGCAGAAGCACUCCAGGAUGCCGACUUCGUGCAGGAGAACGGUCCUGAGAGGUUGGAUUUUAAGCAGAAGCUCUUUCAGGAGAUGGGAGAGGCGUUAAAGAAGGAUGCUAUCAUCGCGACUAGUUCGAGUGGUCUUACGUGCUCUUCUAUCCAGGAGGGUAUGAGUGGCAAUGCUAUCCCGCAGCGCUGUGUGGUAGGACAUCCCUUCAACCCACCGCAUCUUAUUCCUCUUGUCGAGGUAGUCGGUGGUUCACAAACAGACCCCAGUGUCAUCCAACGCACAAUGUCUUUCUACGAGGGUAUCGGAAAACAACCCAUCCAUCUCAAGAAGGAAGUGCCCGGCCACGUCGCAAACCGCAUCCAAGCAGCCGUGAUGCGCGAAGUCUUCCACAUCCUCCAACAAGACGUCUGCUCCGUGCAGGCCAUCGACGACGCAGUCUCGUACGGGCCCGGUCUAAGAUGGGGCGUCAUGGGUCCGAACAUGCUCUUCCAUCUUGGUGGUGGAGAGGGUGGUAUUGAGCAUUUUGCAGACCAUCUCCUGGGUCCUCUGCAAACGUGGUAUGCACCUGAGAACCCUGUGGUGGAUGAAGAGUUGAAGCAGAAGUGGAUUGGCGGGACGAGGGGAGCGGUUGGGGAGAUGAAGUAUGGAAAUUUGGUGAAGCAGAGGGAUGAAGAGCUUGUGAGGUUACUAAAUGUUAGGAAAGAGUGGGAUAGUUUUGCACAAGGAGAAGGAAAGCAGUAA